Spirometra erinaceieuropaei is the source of this 3769-nucleotide messenger RNA. The record is from the annotation of a GenBank genome assembly. Lineage: Eukaryota; Metazoa; Platyhelminthes; Cestoda; Diphyllobothriidea; Diphyllobothriidae.
AUGGUGAUGGUGGAGCUGGUGAUGGUGAGUGCGCUGGGCGGCGGGGUGGGAUUUGCGCUGAACAUGAUGGGUGUGUGGAAUGUACCGAGUGUAAUGGGGCUGGUAGCGGUGGGCGCGCUGGGCUGCGGAGUGUGGGCGUGCUGGAUAUGCUAGGUGUAUCGGGCUGCGGUCAAUUUCGCUCUCGUGGAUACGCAUGUGGCCGAAUAGGCCCAUGCAGUGAAUGAAUGUGGGAGGACAGUGGGGAGCGCGCCCGAUUCAGGCGCUUUCCUGCUGGAGAGUUGCUGCACGGCCCCGAUGGUUUCGUAGAGAGAGGGUGGGCGGUCGAGGUCGGCUUUGGUCUCCACUUGAGGCAGACGAGCGAUGGCAGCGGCGGAGAUGGUGGAGGGACGGUUGAGAACGUCCAUCGCUGUAGAUUUUGUGUCUUCUCAUUGAGUAAGGUACUGCCGUCAUCGCUGAGAAGAUGUGACGUUGCUUUAGUUGGCGAACCGUAGACAGCUUUGAUCGCGGCGAAGAAGUUCCUCCAUUCGUUGCGGUCCGCGUACCCUUGGAUCUCCACGGCCUUGCGAGCUGUUCAGGCAUCCUGAAUUUUGCACAUCCGCCGUUGCACAAGGCGGCGACUACGGUAGAAGGCUGCCCCGUUGUUGUCUGUCGAGCGAUCGACGUAGGCUUUGUGUAGACGGUUCUUCUCGGUAGGCAGGUUGGUGAUGGCGGCGUUGUUGUCGUCGAACCGUUCUGGUGUUGGCGCGACUGAGAACGGCCAGCGCCGUCGACUGUACUGUGUCCACCAGUUGACACCAUCGGGUUUCCAGGGGGCGUUAAUGUCAGCAAGGCGGCGAUUGGAUGGUUGGCUAGCCGUUGGGCUAGCUCAUUGCUGAAGUGGUGAUGAGCAGGCAACGACAACAAAGCAAUAUUCAGCUUACAUGGGAGUCGCUUACCUCGAGGUCUCCUGCGAAGCUGUAGGCGAGUACGCAUUUUAUAGAUGACGAGACGAUGGUCGGUCCACCCGUCGGCACCCGGAAUCGCUUUUAUCGUCAGCACGCCUCGCUGAUCUCGCCGCCGGACGAGGACAUAGUCCAACAAGUGCCGCUGUCGCAGCCGAGAGUGCAUUCAGGCGGCCUUCUCGCACGUCGGGAGCCAAAAGGUGUUGGUCAGGAUGGGCCAGUGUUCCGCGCAGGCCCGUAGGAAGAGUAAACCAUUAUCAUUGGAGCCGCCGAGACCAUGAGGAUGCAGCACUCUUUUCAGGCAGCAUGGUGUGUGCCGACGCGGACUCUGAAGUCACCAAAGACAACUAGCUUAUCCGUCUUCGGCACAGACACGGGGAGGGCGUAAAGGUUCUCAUAGAAUUUGUCCCUUUCGGCUUCGGGGCUAGUCAGCGGGGUAGUGCAGACGCUGACGAUGAUGGCGAAUUUGCCUACCCGGAGAGGCAGACGGAUGUUGCCUUGCGGUGGACAGGGCAGUCGUCCCACAAUAACAUUCCGGAUGGCAAAGGCGUCGCUCUGCCCUGACACGACUGCUUCAUAAGAAGGUGUAGCCGGCGCCAACCUCCUCAAACUGGCUUUGAUCGGAGAAGGGAUUCUCACUGAGCGCAGCGAUUUCCGCCUUGCAGCGCGCCAAUUUCCGAGCCAUUAGCAUCAUCUUACGUUCCGUUCGCUUGCUUCCCGGAUUGUCUGAAAGGAAAUGAACAUUCUAGGCUGCCCGAGUGAGCGGACUCAUCCUAUCAGUCUGGCGAGCGGGGCGGUGAGAAGAGAAAGGAAGAAGAGAGAGUGUAUUGUCUCAUGUUUGGUUGUUUCGACCGUGAGUUUUGCGUCUGCGGCCACGGUCAACCUGCAGACGGCGUGGCUCCCCAGCAUCUGUUUCGGACAUCUUUUCUAGCCCCUUCCCCUUCGCUUGGGGGGAGCGGUGCUCUCCCUAAAUAGGGUUGCUCAGUUGUCCCAGGCGGCUGCCGAACUCCACUAUGGGCCGCGACUUGUAUUUAGUGGGAGAACGACCUGAGUUAACCUGGGACUGCCUACGAUAUCGUCGUAAACUGAAUGGGUGGAGGGUGGAAGGGUAGAGAGACGGGAUGCAGAGCUUUCCCGUUCCUCUUGAAGCUCACUAAAUGCUGAAGUAUAAACGAUGAGGAGACAACUUUAACAGAACGGCAUUUAGCUUACAGUAAGGACAGGUACAAACAAGCAGAGACAAGGCAAGAUAUGAUUAUGUAGCCCCACCUUCUGGACCCACUACUGCCGGGGCUGGGACUAGGGAGUAGGGUCAAAGGUUGCGGUUAGGGGUUAGGGCAGCUAAUUCUCAACCGCUCGAAGUACAAGCACGCAUUCCCAAUAGGUUUUCUUUUGCAUAAAGCUACUUGAUCUCCUUGCCUGUGCGUUCCCCGACCCCACCAGUAAAAGCCUCCAUUACCACUGGUCUCGUAUUACAGGUGGCUGGGGUUUGUUUACUUCAGGUGGGACACAUAAUCAUAUCUGAACGCAGAUAAAAAGCAAGAAGGAAAGAAUAGCAAAAAGUAAAAGUAAUACAGAAAAUUCAACAGAAUAUCAUUUGGUUUUCAAUAAGGACAAGCACAUACAUGCAGAGAGAAUGCAAGCAGAUAAGAACAAGCAAAAGCAAAGGCAGCAGAGCAACGUUCGCCUACCUGAUGGUCUACUUAUCUUGUUCCAGAUGGGGCCUCAUCACGGAGGUGCCAAUGCCGGCCGUCGGAGCCGAGAUUACCGUGUGCGAAGAUGUAUACGCACGGAUACCCUCACCUGGUUUAGCCCGCCAGUCGAGGCGGUUACCUGGCUGUGACCGACAAGCAGAGCCUAGCUUCGGGGAGCCACAUGUGAGCGCCGAUGCCAUAGGAAAAUUGCGCAACAGUAAGGCACCCGGAGAGGACGGCAUACCCGCUGAAAUCUUUUAGUCUUGUGUCGACACUCUGGCGUCCUGGCUCCAUGAGGUGAUUGAACGAGCGUGGAGAGACGAGGUUGUUCCUGAUGACUGGGGCUUAGGCAUCCUUGUACCUAUCCUCAAGAAGGGAGAUAAGACGAGAUGCGAGAACUACCGCGACAUAAGUCUCAUCGACGUUGCUGUGAAGAUCUUCGCUAUUGUCCUACUCAGGCGAUUCCAGGCUGUGCGUGACUCAAGGACGAAGCCCAACCAAGCCGGAUUUCGUGCUGGACGUGGAUGCGCAGACCAGAUAUUUACACUGAGGCGCAUUCUCGAAUUUCGCCAUUGCUACCAACAACCGACGGCCGUCUGCUUCGUUGACUUUGCCGCCGCGUUAGAUUCCGUUCACCGUGAGUCCCUGUGGCGGAUAAUGGCGCUAGAUGGUGUACCGGCAAAAAUCAUCGCCAUGAUCAAAACCUACUAUCGUUCCACUACUGCGAGAGUCCUGGUCCGUAACAAUCUUUCCCAACCGUUCGGUAUUCGGUCUGGCGUCCGACAGGGUUGUAUCCUGUCACCCAUACUGUUCAACUACGCUAUUGACUGGAUCCCCGGGAGGGCCCUACGCGACAGUGACGGCGUUGAAUUUGCACCGGGAAAUCGACUGACUGAUCUCGACUAUGCCGAUGAUAUCGCCUUACUUGCUUCAAGUUUUGGUGAUCUGCAGUCUAUGGUGUCACGGGUGAACGAGGUCGCUAAAUCAGUCGGUUUGUCCAUAAACGCUGGGAAGACCAAAGUAUUCUCAAGCUGCAUCCCUGACCAGGAGAAGGCACCCCUGGGGAUUGAUGGCUGUCAACUUGAAGAAGUGGACAGUUUUAAAUACCUCGGGACGCGGUUGCUGCCUAAUUAG